Messenger RNA from Entrophospora sp. SA101, 804 nucleotides. NCBI's taxonomy places the organism in Eukaryota, Fungi, Glomeromycota, Glomeromycetes, Entrophosporales, Entrophosporaceae. The record is from the annotation of a GenBank genome assembly.
AUGACAACUGACCCGUACUAUACAAUGACUACUAUUAGUAAUUUGAAUACUCUUCCUGAAAUGGAAAUACUUGCCUCUUUAAAAGAAAUUGCUACUGUGACCAAAGAAACAUGGGGCAAGAAGGACUGGUGUAAUAAACUUGACGAAACUAUGAAAAUGACUAAUGGAACAGCAGUAAGAAAUAUUAUAUCAAGUGUUACUUGUAAUAAAAUUAUGGUGGCAAGUGGUAUUAAAGACUUUGGAUUUAAUGAUAUUGUUCGACCUGAACCAAAACGCCUUCGUGGAAUACUCAGUGCAAUCAUUAAUUUGUUAAGAUUUAAAGAAUGCAAGGCUGAUUUAUCAAAAAAAUAUGAAGAUGAAUAUAACAAUUAUCUUGUAGCUAAUGCAAAGCUAACAGAAAAAUCUAGCUCACUUCUUGCACAGUUAAAUAAUUUAAAAUUAUGCCGUAAAGAACAAGAGCCUGAAGUAUCAAAUUAUCAGAGAGAGAAUGCAAAUCUUACAAGUAAUAUGCGAGAAAUUAAAAGACAACAGCAAUCAUUAUUAAAAGAAAUAUCUAAUCUAAAAGCUGCUAGACUUGAAUUGAUUGAAAAGAUUAAUAAUACUAAUUACCAUAAAGUAACAACACAACAAAUCAUUGACAAACUUAAAGGACGCAUUGUGUUAAAUCCAGACAAAAUUAAACAAAAUAAUGAAGAGCUAAACAAUAAUUUAUUACGUGAAAAAAAAGAACUUGCACUAUAUGAGAAAACAUUUAACGAUCUUCAGAUUAAGAUAAAUAUGUUAAACAUUAUAACUGAAGUAUAA